AUGGUGAUAAAGAGAAUAUUCCGACAUUCACUCAACCCUCCGCAAUACGACACAUCAGAUGAUGAAUGUGAUGAUGGUGAUACUAAUUGCGAAUUAUGUGCAUCAAUGAAUUGUCCGUCUUUCUCUCCAAGGCAUUACGCUAAACUUAAAAAUGAGACGUAUGAUGACUGGCAAAAAACAGCUAUAAUUGCGAUGGAGACAGCUGCAGUACGGGAACGAAAUGCAGCUAUAGCGGAAGGGCGCGUAAAAAACGGCAUUGCUUGCUAG
Messenger RNA from Parnassius apollo (apollo), 267 nucleotides. Lineage: Eukaryota; Metazoa; Arthropoda; Insecta; Lepidoptera; Papilionidae. The record is from the annotation of a GenBank genome assembly.